GUAUGCACGAGAAACUGGCAAGAUAUAUUUUCCGUAUGAUAUUCGCACGCCAUGCGCUUUUAUCACAUUGUUUUAUGGUAUUCUUUACUCAAUUUUGUGACCAGUAUCGAGUAUUGUCCUAGUGGCACACUUGUUAUAGUAAAGGGAUUAAAACAAACAGAUGAGGACGCUGCAACCUGUGCACAUAAUCGUGUUAGACAAUCGCUCGCCGAUGGAAGAGUUGCAGGACAGCCACGGGCCAAGUUCAUGAAAACAAUGGUUUACGACCAGUUGCUGGCACAUAAAGCAACACCGGUUUCAAAACAAUGUACAAACAACCCAAUUGAUGUAAAAGACAGAAGAUGGCCAUGCGUUGGCCAAAACAUAUACUACACUUGCAGUGAUCGUUUUGACCCAAAUCAAUACUGGGAUGAAGCAGUAGAUUUUUGGUGGUCCGAAAAACAGUAUUUCGCUUAUCCAAAUGUAAGAGUGAGAAACUUGGAUGUUAGUCAUUAUAGACAGUUGGCAUGGGCAAAUACGGAUACAUUUGGAUGUGAUUUCUAUUUGUUUAUUAAUUCAGAUGAUCCAGAGCAUCCCUUUUGUAAGUUGUAUACUUGCAAUUAUGGUCAAUGUGCCAAUAAUCCAGGAUUUUCUGAUUUGGCACCAUACGAAAUUGCAUGAUUUAUCAAAAUAAUUGUCAAUACUCGUUAUAAUAAACCUGGAUAGUUUCCGAUGUUGAAAUCAUAA
Molecule: messenger RNA, 726 nt
Organism: Dalotia coriaria
Lineage: Eukaryota; Metazoa; Arthropoda; Insecta; Coleoptera; Staphylinidae
Product: venom allergen 5-like
Exons: 6
Coding region: 52-660 (202 amino acids)
Source: RefSeq, a predicted model, not a curated record